CUGUGGGUCAUGCGUGCGGUUCGGCAUGGCGGCCCCCUUAGCCGGGAAGAAGAUCGUGUUUGUCACGGGGAACGCCAAGAAGCUGGAGGAGGUCAUUCAGAUUCUGGGAGAUAAGUUUCCAUGCACUUUGGUGGCACAGAAAAUUGACCUGCCAGAGUACCAGGGAGAGCCCGAUGAGAUUUCCAUACAGAAGUGUCAGGAGGCAGCUCGCCAGGUGCAGGGGCCCGUACUGGUGGAGGACACCUGUCUGUGCUUCAACGCCCUUGGGGGCCUCCCUGGCCCCUACAUAAAGUGGUUUCUGGAGAAGUUAAAGCCUGAAGGUCUCCACCAGCUCCUGGCUGGGUUUGAGGACAAGUCAGCCUAUGCGCUCUGCACGUUUGCACUCAGCACCGGGGACCCCAGCGAGCCAGUGCGCCUGUUCAGGGGCCGGACCUCGGGCCGGAUUGUGGUGCCCCGAGGCUGCCGGGACUUCGGCUGGGAUCCUUGUUUUCAGCCUGAUGGAUACGAGCAGACGUACGCAGAGAUGCCCAAAGCUGAGAAGAACACCAUCUCCCAUCGCUUCCGGGCCCUGCUUGAGCUGCAGAAAUACUUUGGCAGCCUGAGUCCUCCGGUAGCCGGUGACAGUUGCCCUGGCGGGGGAUCUGGGGAAAGCUAGCCCGAAACCUCCCCCAUCAGGCACCCCUCCAAGUACUUCCUUCAGGGUUCCCACUUGCUAGGGGUGUUGAGACCACCUCACCAGCCCUGCUUGGAGGAGCAGCUGGCUCUGCUUGGAGAAACUUUGGGCAGGGACACCAUUUUCUUGCCCUCGGGGAUUCAGUGGUCCCUCCUGCAGCCCCUGGCUUAGGAUCCUAAAAGGACCUUGGAUGUUAUCCUGGCCACAUCAGGAUGGAGGUUUCGGGAAGAACCACACAAAUAGCCCUAGAUGUGUAAAAAAUGCAACAAGU
Puma concolor (puma) is the source of this 944-nucleotide messenger RNA. RefSeq names its product inosine triphosphatase (gene ITPA). Gene Ontology annotation, molecular function: nucleoside triphosphate diphosphatase activity. Lineage: Eukaryota; Metazoa; Chordata; Mammalia; Carnivora; Felidae. The record is from RefSeq and is a predicted model, not a curated record. Gene Ontology annotation, cellular component: cytoplasm. Gene Ontology annotation, biological process: nucleoside triphosphate catabolic process.